This is a messenger RNA of Polyodon spathula (Mississippi paddlefish), 2369 nucleotides long. RefSeq names its product peptidyl-prolyl cis-trans isomerase FKBP8-like. The transcript is spliced from 9 exons. Gene Ontology annotation, molecular function: protein binding; peptidyl-prolyl cis-trans isomerase activity. NCBI's taxonomy places the organism in Eukaryota, Metazoa, Chordata, Actinopteri, Acipenseriformes, Polyodontidae. The record is from RefSeq and is a predicted model, not a curated record. Bases 125 to 1411 code for a protein of 428 amino acids.
AGAGAGAGAGAGAAGAGAUGAGAAGAGAGGAGGAGAAGAGAAGAGAAGAGAAGAGUCUGUGGAGACUGGACCGAGCUUUUAAUGAACUAGCACUGCGAAUCAGAGCUCAUUUAUUAAAGCCAGGAUGGCUGCUACAGAAGGGAAGCCUGUCAGCAGUUCAGCCGGUAUCCUUACAGACUCCCCAGACUCCAGCGUCCUGGGAGAGCCACAGACCCUGCCCCCCGUGGACCACGCCUCCCUCCUGGAGAGCGGGGAGGACUUUGAGAUGCUGGACCGGGAGGAGGACGACAAUGAUGAUGACAUCAGUGACCUUCCUCCUUUGGAAGACGCCGGAAACAAGAAGAAGGAAGAGAAGCCGGAUGAGACCGGGAGCUCCAGGAUCCGAGACACCCAGAGCGGUGACCCCGACUGGGGCAGAGAGAAGGCAGAGGAGUGGCUGGAAGUGCUAGGGAACGGGAUGCUGAAGAUGAAAACCUUGGUCGCAGGCAAGGGAGAGGACACCCGACCCAAGAAAGGACAGGAUGUCACAGUGCACCUGAGGACCAUGCUGGAAGACGGGACCACGGUGGAGGAGGAGCCAAGCCUCUCUUUCACAUUGGGGGACGGUGAUGUCAUCCAGGCCCUGGAUAUCUGUGUGCAUUUAAUGGAGCUGGAAGAGAAAGCCCUCAUCUACACUGACUCAAAAUACGCUUACGCAAGCCUGGGGUGUCCCAGCCUCGCCGUUCCCCCGAACGCCAGCCUGUCCCUGGAGGUGCAGCUGCUGGAGGUGAAGCCUGCCCCUGACCUGGAGCUCCUACUCCCCCAGGAGAAGAUGGAGCUGGCCAGCAGGAAGAGGGAGCGGGGCAACGUGUAUUACCAGCGAGGCGAGUUCGUCUACGCCAUCACCUCCUAUGGCAUUGCCUUGCAGGUGGCAGAGUCCAGCUCCAAAGUGGACAGCACGCUGGACGAGGACGCAGCGCUCCUGGAUGUCAAGGUGAAGUGUCUGAACAACAUGGCCGCGGCGCAGCUGAAGCUGGAGCACUACGAGGCGGCUCUGAAGUCCUGCACCAGCGUCCUGGGCCACCAGCCAGACAACGUGAAGGCUCUCUUCAGGAAGGGCAAGGUCCUGGCUCUGCAGGGGGAAUACUCUGAAGCAAUCGGGUUUCUGAAGAAGGCGCUGAAGCUGGAGCCUUCCAACAAGACCAUCCACGCAGAGCUGUCCAAGGUGAUGAAGAAGCACCUAGAGCAGAGAGGUGUGGAGCAGGCCAUGUACAAGAAGAUGCUGGGGAACCCGAGUGGGAGCAGCAGCAGCAUCGGGCACGAGCAGAGAGCCAGGGUGUCCUGGAGCUUCAGCUGGAAGUGGCUGUUUGGCGCGACCGCCGUAGCGAUCGGGGGCGUGGCCUUGUCCGUCGUCAUCGCGGCCCGGUACUGAAGAGCCCAGCGGCGUUGCGAAGGAGGGGGAGGAGUCUCGAACGCAGCGGGAGAACCGCGCCGCGCUCCAAUCACAGGGCAAGAGCCAUCGCAGCGAUGAACACGCAGGGGCCCACGAAAUGCAAAUACUGAAAUCAAUUUAAUUUAAAAUAAAGACAUAAAUAUAUAGAUGAGAGGGAGAGAGAAAAGACAACCUUUACACAACAAAGAUGUGCAGUGGUGUGUCUUUUAAAAAAAAAAAAAAAAAAUUUCUAAAUGUGUGAACGGUCAAGCCAGUGAAGAAUUGAUAUUAAAUAAGACACUUUGUAUAGAAAAUGUUAAUGAUCUGACUGACUGUUAUGGGAACAAUUUAUUACUAUGAAUGUGUAUAUAGUAUCUAUCAGGGGACCCUGGAUAGAGGCAUUAGAGGCUGUAGUGUUCAUUUAAAUAUCCUCUUUAUUGCAAACCCCUUUGUAGCAAUGUUAGACUGCUCUGUGCACCCCCCCAGCAGCAACAAAAGCAACCUUUUUCCUUCAUCGCCUAUCCUUACCAGGGCAGCCUGGAUAUGGGCUUGGCGCAGCCGAGACUGGGAGUUACACUGCCCAAUGAUAACUGCACGGUUUAACGUCCUGGGACUGAUUUUAGAAGAUGUGUUGCCGGAGGGCGGAGUCGUUUUACUCGCUCGCUGCUACCCUGUCGUUAUAUAAUUUAUGUUUUAUGGCUGAGGACCAAUUUAAGCAAGAUAUAAAAUGAAAACAUGGGCUCCCACUGACCAAAACUGUUGGUGUGGAUUGAAAAAGAAGUCCUUGUAAAUGCAUCGAUCUUUUGAGCACCGAGCUGAGAUGCGAACGCCUUGCGCUGUGUGAUGAGAGCUGGCUGGUGUGCUGUCUGUGGAAAGAGAUGCAUUUUGUCAAGUGAGAAAUCCCGGGCUGCAGGAAAGGGGAGCUGUGUAGAAGUUAUUAAAGAAAUGUUUUUAUUUC